AUGGCAGCGGACAUUACUACUGCUAAGGCUGGCUCGGUCCAUGAAAAACAGGUUCAGGACAUUGAGUCUUCAUCAACUGAGCGAAAGGAACCUGACGACGAUAUUCCAGAUGGAGGAGCAGCAGCGUGGCUUGUCGUUUUUGGGACCUGGUGCACAUCGUUCUGUAGCUUUGGCUGGAUCAACAGCGUCGGGAUCUUCCAAGACUAUUACCAGCACGAGCUCCUGAGUUCAUACUCCUCAAGUACGAUUGCAUGGAUCCCUUCUCUCCAAAUAUUCUUCAUGUUCGCCUCGGGGCCUCUGAUCGGCAAGCUAUAUGACCGAUACGGGCCGCAUUAUCUAAUAUUUGGUGGCACUCUCCUGCAUGUGUUUGGCUUGAUGAUGGCUUCGAUUUCCAAAGAGUACUACCAGAUUCUUCUUUCUCAAGGCGUCUGCAGCGCCAUCGGCGCAUCAGCCAUAUUUCAACCAGCAAUCUCUUCUGUGCGCGAUUGGUUCAGUAAGAAGCGAGCCGCCGCAUUCGGAAUCUGCUCAACAGGAUCGAGUCUAGGGGGCGUGAUCUUCCCCAUCAUGCUCAACCGGUUGAUCCGCCAGGUCGGAUACGGAUGGACUAUGCGAAUCUCAGCCUUCCUUAUUUUGGGUCUCCUCAUCAUUGCCAAUCUUACGGUCCGGCAACGAGUUAAGCACCGACCAGCCAAGCCAGGGCACACGGCCAACUACACAGCCCCUUUCAAAGAACUCCCCAUGCUGUUUCUCAUGAUCGGGUUCUUUCUAAUUCCUUUUGGAGUAUUUGUGCCCAUAGACUACAUUGUCGUUGAAGCCAACGCUUUCGGCAUGGGAACAAAUAUCAGGCAAUACGUAGUACCGAUCCUCAACGCCGCAAGCUUCUUUGGGCGAACCUCUUGCGGCCUCGUCGCCGAUAAAGUUGGCCAUUUCAACGUCUUCACGACUGUCUGCGCGACAACGAGUAUCCUUAUUUUGGGUCUAUGGAUCCCUGCGAGCAGCAACCCAGCCAUAAUAUGCUUCGCUGCGUUUUUCGGCUUCUUCUCUGGCGCCUACGUCUCUCUGUUGCCUGCGUUAGUUGCCGAGCUGUCGCCUCGUGAAGAAUUUGGAUACCGCACUGGUCUUCUCUUUGGAUGUGCGUCAAUCGGAGGGCUUGUUACGAACCCUAUCGCCGGGGCAAUCAUUCAGCUCGAGCAUGGCUCGUUUCGUGGUCUCAAGGUAUUUGCAGGCACGAUGUACUUGGCCGGAACUAUGGCUGCAUUUGGAGCAAGAUUGAUUAAAACGAACUUCAAGCUCGGAGUCAAGUUCUGA
Molecule: messenger RNA, 1308 nt
Organism: Clonostachys rhizophaga
Lineage: Eukaryota; Fungi; Ascomycota; Sordariomycetes; Hypocreales; Bionectriaceae
Source: the annotation of a GenBank genome assembly